Molecule: messenger RNA, 1035 nt
Organism: Glycine soja
Lineage: Eukaryota; Viridiplantae; Streptophyta; Magnoliopsida; Fabales; Fabaceae
Exons: 4
Coding region: 187-543 (118 amino acids)
Source: RefSeq, a predicted model, not a curated record
CUAAUCUUCCAAAUUCAUUGAUAUUCCCCCACUCACAUAUUUUAGCCAACUCCUGUCUGACUCCCAGACUUCUUCUUCAAAAAUCAUUUCUUCUCCAGACAUCCACGACCCAUUCCUUUGGGAAAAAACACUCUAACCGCUGCCACCAUAAGUUCACACUCAUCCUCCGACUCAACCGAUAGAAGCAUGAGUUCUCACUCAUCAUCGGAGUCAAUCGACACAAGCAUGACUUCUGACUCAUCCUCCGACUCAACCCACAGAAGCUUGAGUUCAGAGUCAUCAUCUGUUACUAGCAAGAUUCAAUAUCCAGUAAACAGAAAAUCAUUAAUUUUGCAAUUCGCAGCAACAUUCCGCAAUGACACGGACACCAUACAAGUGCCUUCCUUUUACCAUGAACAAUGGGCACCGCAAUAUCCUGCAUUUGUCCGCUUUAGAUAUGAUGGUACAAUAUACCAGAUACGACUACGACAACAUCACCAGAAAGUAACACCAGACCUGUGGAAGACCGCGCCUCUUCUCAAUAGAGUAUAUUUAGACACUUGAAAUUACACAGUCAAUUCUAGCUGCACCGGGACCACUGGUAAGCAUGAAAAUCUGUUUGAAGUUCUCAUACAAAUUUCUGCUUAUAUAUGAUGUUUUUUUUUCUUCACUGCAGAGACUUCCAAAUUAUGCCAUGACAUAUCUUAAUCACUGUGGUCAACACAUGACCAUCCUUAGGAAAUUUGGACCACCAUUACAAUGGAAUGUUGUUGUCCUUCACAUUGGAAUGGGGAAAAGAUAUGUCGUUCAACCAUGGUAUCAAUUUCUUAUGGAUAAUAACUUUUGUCAUGGCGAUGAAGUUUCUUUCUAUUACAGAAAGACAACAAAAAUAUGGGAAAUUGUCAUCCGCCGGAAAAAAAAAAACUGGGAUUAUUAAAUUCAGUUCAUCUAGCUUAACUUAUGUAUCUUUUGCACUUUUUAAAACAAUUUGGUUAUUUUCCUUUGAACAUUCAAUAUAUUAUGCUUAUUUAAUCUAUUAUUAGUGCCUUUAUGAAA